ACCACACCAACUACUACUACCACACCAACUAAUACAACUACACUAACAACUACAACUACACCAACUUCUACCACCACACCAACUACUAAUACUACACCAACUACUACUACCACACCAACUACUACUACCACACCAACUACUACAACUACACCAACUACUAAUACCACACCAACUACUACUACACAAGCUACUACAACUACACCAACUACUUCUACCACACCAACUACUACAACUACACCAACUACUUCAACUACACCAACUACUACUACCACAACUACUACUACCACACCAACUACCACAACUACACCAACUACUACUACCACACCAACUACCACAACUACACCAACUACUACAACUACACCAUCCACUUCAACAACACAAACUACUACCACACCAACUACUACUACCACACCAACUACUACUACCACGCCAACUACUACAACUACACCAACUACCUCAACUACACUAACUACUACUACCACACCAAGUACUACAACUACACAAACUACUACUACCACACAAACUACUACAACUACACCAACUACUACUACCACACCAACUACUACUACCACACCAAGUACUACUACAACACCAUUUACUACUGCCACACCAACUACUACAAUUACACCAAGUACUACUACCACACCAACUACUACUAUUACACCAAGUACUACUACCACACCAACUACUACUACCACACCAACUACUACAACUACACCAACAACUACAACUACACCAACUACUACUACCACACCAAGUACUACAACUACACAAACUACUACUACCACACAAACUACUACAACUACACCAACUACUACAACACCAAGUACUACAACUACACCAACUACUACUACCACACCAACUACUACUACCACACCAACUACUUUAACUACACCAACUACUACUACCACACCAACUACUACAACUACACCAACUACUACUACCACACAAACUACGACAACUACACCAACUACUACAACUACACCAACUACUUCAACAACACAAACUACUACCACACCAACUACUACUACCACGCCAACUACUACAACUACACCAACAACUACAAAUACACCAACAACUACAACUACACCAACUACACCAACUACUACAACUACACCAACUACUACUUCCACACCAACUACUACAACUACACCAACUACUACUACAACACUAAGUACUACAACUACACCAACUACUACUACUACACCAACUACCACAUUUACUACUACCACACCAACUACUACUACCACACCAAGUACUACAACUACACCAGCUACUACUACCACACCAACUACUACAACUACACCAACUACUACUACCACACCAACUACCACAACUACUACUACAACACCAACUACUACUACCACACCAAGUACUACAACUACACCAGCUACUACUACCACACCAACUACUACUUCUACACCAACUACUACAACUAAACCAACUAGUACUAUCAUACCAACUACUACUACCACACCAAGUACUACAACUACACCAACUACUACUACCACACCAAGUACUACAACUACAUCAACUACUGCUUCCACACCAACUACUACUACCACAACUACUACUACCACACCAACUUUUACUACUACACCAACAACUACAACUACACCAACUACUACAACUACACCAACUACUACAACUACACCAACUACUACUACCACACCAACUACUACAACUACACCAACUACUACUACCACACCAACUACUACUACCACACCAACUUUUACUACAUCAACAACUACAACUACACCAACUACUACAACUACACCAACUACUACACCAACUACUACUACCACACCAACUACUACAACUACACCAACUACUACUACCACACCAACUACUACUACCACACCAACUACUACAACUACACCAACUACUACUACCACACCAACUACUACUACCACACCAAGUACUACAACUACACCAACUACUACUAUCACACCAACUACUACUACCACCACACCAACUACCACAACUACACCAACUAUUACUACCACACCAACAACCACAACUACACCAACUACUACAACUACACCAAGUACUUCAACAACACAAACUACUACCACACCAACUACUACUACCACGCCAUCUACUACAACUACACCAACAACUACAAAUACACCAACUACUACCACUACACCAACUACUACUACCACACCAACUACUACUACCACACCAAUUACUACUACCACACCAACUACUACAACUACACCAACUACUUCAACUACACUAAAUACUACUACCACACCAAGUAAUACACCAACUACUACUACCACACAAACUACUACAACUUCACCAACUCCUACUACCACACAAAUUACUACAACUACACCAACUACUACUACCACACCAACUACUACUACCACACCAAGUACUACUACCACACCAUUUACUACUGCCACACCAACAACUACAACUACACCAACUUCUACUACCAGACCAACUUCUACUAAUACACCAAGUACUACUACCACACCAACUACUACUACCACACCAACUAAUACAACUACACUAACAACUACAACUACACCAACUUCUACCACCACACCAACUACUAAUACUACACCAACUACUACUACCACACCAACUACUACUACCACACCAACUACUACAACUACACCAACUACUAAUACCACACCAACUACUACUACACAAGCUACUACAACUACACCAACUACUUCUACCACACCAACUACUACAACUACACCAACUACUUCAACUACACCAACUACUACUACCACAACUACUACUACCACACCAACUACCACAACUACACCAACUACUACUACCACACCAACUACCACAACUACACCAACUACUACAACUACACCAUCCACUUCAACAACACAAACUACUACCACACCAACUACUACUACCACACCAACUACUACUACCACGCCAACUACUACAACUACACCAACUACCUCAACUACACUAACUACUACUACCACACCAAGUACUACAACUACACAAACUACUACUACCACACAAACUACUACAACUACACCAACUACUACUACCACACCAACUACUACUACCACACCAAGUACUACUACAACACCAUUUACUACUGCCACACCAACUACUACAAUUACACCAAGUACUACUACCACACCAACUACUACUAUUACACCAAGUACUACUACCACACCAACUACUACUACCACACCAACUACUACAACUACACCAACAACUACAACUACACCAACUACUACUACCACACCAAGUACUACAACUACACAAACUACUACUACCACACAAACUACUACAACUACACCAACUACUACAACACCAAGUACUACAACUACACCAACUACUACUACCACACCAACUACUACUACCACACCAACUACUUUAACUACACCAACUACUACUACCACACCAACUACUACAACUACACCAACUACUACUACCACACAAACUACGACAACUACACCAACUACUACAACUACACCAACUACUUCAACAACACAAACUACUACCACACCAACUACUACUACCACGCCAACUACUACAACUACACCAACAACUACAAAUACACCAACAACUACAACUACACCAACUACACCAACUACUACAACUACACCAACUACUACUUCCACACCAACUACUACAACUACACCAACUACUACUACAACACUAAGUACUACAACUACACCAACUACUACUACUACACCAACUACCACAUUUACUACUACCACACCAACUACUACUACUACCACGUCAACUACUACAACUACACCAACAACUACAAAUACACCAACUACUACCACCACACCUACUACUACUACUACACCAUCUACUACUACCACACCAACUACUACCACACCAAGUACUACUACCACACCAACUACUACAACUACACCAACUACCACUACCACACCAACUACUACUUCUACAUCAACUACUACUACUACACCAACUACUACUACUACACCAACAACUACAACUACACCAACUACAACAACUACUACAACUACACCAAGUAGUACUACAACACCAACUACUACAACUACACCAACUACUACUACCACACCAACUACUAAUACCACACCAACUACUACAACUACUACUACCACACCAACUACCACAACUACUACUACCACACCAACUACUACUACCACACCAACUACUACUACCACACCAACUACUACCACACCAAGUACUACUACCACACCAACUACUACAACUACACCAACUAGUACUACCACACCAACUACUACUACCAAACCAAGUACUACAACUACACCAACUACUACUACCACACCAAGUACUACAACUUCAACAACUACUACUACCACACCAACUACUACUACCACACCAACUACUACAACUACACCAACAACUACAACUACACCAACUACUACUACCACACCAAGUACUACAACUACACCAACUACUACUACCACACAAACUACUACAACUACACCAACUACUACUACCACACAAACUACUACAACUACACCAACUACUACUACCACACCAAGUACUACAACUACACCAACUACUACUACCACACCAACUACUACUACCACACCAACUACUACUACCACACCAACUACUACAACUACACUAACUACUACUACCACACCAACUACUACAACUACACCAACUACUACUACCACACCAACUACGACAACUACACCAACAACUACAACUACACGAACUACUACUACCACACCAAGUACUACAACUACACCAACUACUACUACCACACAAACUACUACAACUACACCAACUACUACUACCACACAAACUACUACAACUACACAAACUACUACUACCACACCAAUUACUACAACUACACCAACUACUACUACCACACCAACUACUACUACCACACCAACUACUACAACUACACCAACUACUACUACCACACCAACUACUACAACUACACCAACUACUACUACCACACCAACUACGACAACUACACCAACUACUACAACUACACCAACUACUUCAACAACACAAACUACUACCAGACCAACUACUACUACCACGCCAACCACUACAACUACACCAAUAACUACAAAUACACCAACUUCUACCACCACACCAACUAUUACUACUACACCAACUACUACUACCUCACCAACUACUACUACCACACCAACUACUACAACUACACCAACUACUACUACUACACCAACUACUACUACUACACCAACAACUACAACUACACCAACUAUUACAACUACUACAACUACACCAACUACUACUACCACACCAACUACUACAACUACAGCAACUACUACUACCACACCAACUACUACUACCACACCAACUACUACAACUACACCAACUAUUAAUACCACACCAACUACCACAACUACUACUACCACACCAACUACUACUACCACACCAACUACUACAACUACACCAACUACUACUACCACACCAAGUACUACAACUACACCAACUACUACUACCACAGCAACUACUACUACCACACCAACAACUACAACUACACCAACUUCUACCACCACACCAACUACUACUACUACACCAACUACUACUACCAUACCAACUACUACUACCACACCAACUACUACAACUACACUAUUUACUACUACUACAACAACUACUACUACUACACCAACAACUACAACUACACCAACUACACCAACUUCUACAACUACACCAUUUACUACUACUACACCAACUACUACUACUACACCAACAACUACAACUACACCAACUACUACUACCACCCCAACUACUACUACCACACCAACUACUACUACGACACCAACUACUACAACUACACCAACUACUACAACUACACCAACUACUACAACUACACCAACUACUACUACCACACCAACUACUACAACCACACCAACUACUACUACCACACCAACUACCACAACUACUACUACCACACCAACUACUACUACGACACCAAGUACUACAACUGCACCAACUACAACUACACCAACUACUACUACCACACCAACUACUACUACCACACCAACUACUACAACUACACCAACUACUACUACCACACCAACUACCACAACUACUACUACCACACCAACUACUACUACGACACCAAGUACUACAACUACACCAGCUACUACUACCACACCAACUACUACAACUACACCAACUACUACUACCACACCAAGUACUACAACUACACCAACUACUACUACCACAGCAACUACUACUACCACACCAACAACUACAAAUACACCAACUUCUACCACCACACCAACUACUACUACUACACCAACUACUACUACCACACCAACUACUACUACCACACCAACUACUACAACUACACCAUUUACUACUACUACACCAACUACUACUACUACACCAACAACUACAACUACACCAACAACUACAACUACACCAACUACUACUACCACACCAACUACUACAACUACACAAACUACUACUACCACACCAACUACUACUACCACACCAACUACUACAACUACACCAACUACUACUACCACACCAACUACUACUACCACACCAACUACUACUACGACACCAAGUACUACAACUACACCAGCUACUACUACCACACCAAGUACUACAACUACACCAACUACUACUACCACAGCAACUACUACUACCACACCAACUACUACAACUACACCAAGUACUACUACAACACCAACUACUACAACUACACCAACUACUACUACCACACCAACUACCACAACUACUACUACCACACCAACUACUACUACCACACCAAGUACUACAACUACACCAGCUACUACUACCACACCAACUACUACUUCUACACCAACAACUACAACUACACCAACUAGUACUACCACACCAACUACUACUACCACACCAAGUACUACAACUACACCAACUACUACUACCACACCAACUACUACUACCACACCAACUACUACUACCACACCAACUACUACAACUACACUAACUACUACCACACCUACAACCACAACUACACCAACUACUACAACUACAACAACUACUUCAACAACACAAACUACUACCACACCAACUACUACUACCACGCCAACUACUACAACUACACCAACAAAUACAAAUACACCAACUACUACCACCACACCUACUACUACUACCACACCAACUACUACCACACCAAGUACAACUACCACACCAACUACUACUACCACACCAAGUACUACAACUACACCAACUACUACUACCACACCAACUACUACUUCUACACCAACUACUACUACCACACUAACUACUACUUCUACACCAACUACUACAACUACACCAACUACUACUACUACACAACCUACUACCACACCAAGUACUACUACCACACCAACUACUACUACCACACCAACUACUACAACUUUACCAACUACUACUACCACACCAAGUACUACAACUACACCAACUACUACUAGCACACCAACUACUACUACCACACCAACUACUACAACUACACCAACUACUACUACGACACCAACUACUACAACUACACCAACUACUACAACUACACCAACUACUACUACCACACCAACUACUACAACCACACCAACUACUACUACCACACCAACUACCACAACUACUACUACCACACCAACUACUACUACGACACCAAGUACUACAACUGCACCAGCUACUACUACCACACCAACUUUUACAACUACACCAACUACUACUACCACACCAAGUACUACAACUACACCAACUACUUCUACCACACCAACUACUACCACACCAAGUACUACUACCACACCAACUACUACUACCACACCAAGUACUACAACUACACCAACUACUACUACCACACCAACUACUACUUCUACACCAACUACUACAACUACACCAACUACUACUACCACACCAACUACUACUUCUACACCAACUACUACAACUACACCAACUACUACUACUACACCAACUACUACUACCACACCAACUACGAGAACUACACCAACUACUACAACUACACCAACUACUUCAACAACACAAACUACUACCACACCAACUACUACUACCACGCCAACCACUACAACUACACCAAUAACUACAAAUACACCAAUUUCUACCACCACAACUACAACUACACCAACUACUACUACCACACCAACUACUACUACCACACCAACUACUACAACUACACCAACUACUACUACCACACCAACUACCACAACUACUACUACCACACCAACUACUACUACGACACCAAGUACUACAACUACACCAGCUACUACUACCACACCAACUACUACAACUACACCAACUACUACUACCACACCAAGUACUACAACUACACCAACUACUACUACCACAGCAACUACUACUACCACACCAACAACUACAAAUACACCAACUUCUACCACCACACCAACUACUACUACUACACCAACUACUACUACCACACCAACUACUACUACCACACCAACUACUACAACUACACCAUUUACUACUACUACACCAACUACUACUACUACACCAACAACUACAACUACACCAACAACUACAACUACACCAACUACUACUACCACACCAACUACUACAACUACACAAACUACUACUACCACACCAACUACUACUACCACACCAACUACUACAACUACACCAACUACUACUACCACACCAACUACUACUACCACACCAACUACUACUACGACACCAAGUACUACAACUACACCAGCUACUACUACCACACCAAGUACUACAACUACACCAACUACUACUACCACAGCAACUACUACUACCACACCAACUACUACAACUACACCAAGUACUACUACAACACCAACUACUACAACUACACCAACUACUACUACCACACCAACUACCACAACUACUACUACCACACCAACUACUACUACCACACCAAGUACUACAACUACACCAGCUACUACUACCACACCAACUACUACUUCUACACCAACAACUACAACUACACCAACUAGUACUACCACACCAACUACUACUACCACACCAAGUACUACAACUACACCAACUACUACUACCACACCAACUACUACUACCACACCAACUACUACUACCACACCAACUACUACAACUACACUAACUACUACCACACCUACAACCACAACUACACCAACUACUACAACUACAACAACUACUUCAACAACACAAACUACUACCACACCAACUACUACUACCACGCCAACUACUACAACUACACCAACAAAUACAAAUACACCAACUACUACCACCACACCUACUACUACUACCACACCAACUACUACCACACCAAGUACAACUACCACACCAACUACUACUACCACACCAAGUACUACAACUACACCAACUACUACUACCACACCAACUACUACUUCUACACCAACUACUACUACCACACUAACUACUACUUCUACACCAACUACUACAACUACACCAACUACUACUACUACACAACCUACUACCACACCAAGUACUACUACCACACCAACUACUACUACCACACCAACUACUACAACUUUACCAACUACUACUACCACACCAAGUACUACAACUACACCAACUACUACUAGCACACCAACUACUACUACCACACCAACUACUACAACUACACCAACUACUACUACCACACCAACUACUACAACUACACCAACUACUACUUCCACACCAACUACGACAACUACUACAACUACUACAACUACACCAACUACUUCAACAACACAAACUACUACCACACCAACUACUACUACCACGCCAACUACUACAACUACACCAACAACUACAAAUACACCACCUUCUACCACCACACCAACUACUAAUACUACACCAAGUACUACUACCACACCAACUACUACUACCACACUAACUACUUCAACUACACCAACUACUACUACUACACCAACUACUACUACUACACCAACAACUACAACUACACCAACUACUACAACUACACCAACUACUACUACCACACCAACUACUACAACUACACCAACUACUACUACCACACCAACUACUACUACCACACCAACUACUACAACUUCACCAACUACUACUACCACACCAACUACCACAACUACUACUACCACACCAACUACUACUACGACACCAAGUACUACAACUACACCAGCUACUACUACCACACCAACUACUACAACUACACCAACUACUACUACCACACCAAGUACUACAACUAUACCAACUACUACUACCACAGCAACUACUACUACCACACCUACUACUACAACUUUACCAAGUACUACUACAACACCAACUACUACAACUACACCAACUAAUACUACCACACCAACUACCACAACUACUACUACCACACUAACUACUACUUCUACACCAACUACUACAACUACACAAACUAAUGGAGGUGUUGUAGAGUUGCCCUUCUUCGUCAAGUUUACUGACAACUUUAGUGAAGAUUUGUAUAACUCGACCUCCGAACUCUAUUUACAGACCAAUCAGAAUUACACUGAACAGCUACAAGCUAAAUUCAAAGAUUUGCAAAACUUCGAUAGAAUAGACAUCACACAAUUUUUGUAA
Messenger RNA from Biomphalaria glabrata, 10473 nucleotides. Its product is annotated as mucin-2-like. The record is from RefSeq and is a predicted model, not a curated record. The annotation marks the transcript as partial. The transcript has 7 exons. NCBI's taxonomy places the organism in Eukaryota, Metazoa, Mollusca, Gastropoda, Planorbidae.